This is a messenger RNA of Fusarium musae, 1251 nucleotides long. RefSeq lists its product as uncharacterized. The record is from RefSeq and is a predicted model, not a curated record. The coding region runs from base 1 to 1251 and encodes 416 amino acids. The transcript has 3 exons. Lineage: Eukaryota; Fungi; Ascomycota; Sordariomycetes; Hypocreales; Nectriaceae.
AUGGGACGCAGAAUAGCACUGUGGGACAGUCAGCGCAAUGCUGAACAGAUCCUUGACUUUGGGCUUCAGGCCUGUGGCCAACCCGUGGACAUCCCUGGCACUGCGUGGCAUCCAGUACAAAUGCUUCAGUGUAUCUUCUGCACGCAUGCUGUGUUCGCCGAGACUAAAAAUCCUCAGUUGAACGAAAUUCUCACAGAAAUUCAAGAGAAGAUCAUUCUCCCUGCCCACCUACCAGAGAAAGCGAGGAAGCUCGUUUUCAAUCCCAAAAAGAGCGACUACAUCCUGCGAAACCCCGUCACCAUCGAAGUCGAUGGGCUCGAGCACACUUUCAAGACUAUUGAUCGAUUCCACGAUGUCCCAAACUCGAUGAAGGCUUUUGCAGAGGCAACAAAGCUCAUGAAAACCAAAGAGGAAUGGGAUAACAUAAGCACCCUGCUUGCCGGCUAUAAGAAAGCUGGAAUUAGACUCAAACGCUGGCAUGCCGACGCUGUGACUCGACGUGCAGGCCAUGAUAGGCAGCCGUAUGUGGUCAUUGAAUGCGCUCAGCAAGUUGAAAAGACAGGACUCAGUUUACAGCGCGACAGUACUGUCAUCCUGCUGUUGGGAUCCAUUAACCGUAAGAUCAUAUCCCCGAAAGGAGAGGAGAGCGAGACUCAACAGGCUCUGAAGUGGAAUAAAAUGGUCUGGGAUAUCAUUCAGCGCCCUGAGCAUCUUGCUAAGAACACACCCCCUCGCCGUCAGCCUCAUAUGAACCCCAUUAUUCGGGGUAUGAUUCUCUUCUCCCAAGCAUCUGCAGUCAAGGAGCAGCAGGCAGCCGAAGCUCCUGUGGAUGGCCUGAUCCGAGAGCUUCGAGACAAUGUUGAGUUUAUCACCAGCGCAUGGGCUGAACGAGAAUCCGAUGACUUAACAAGCUCGCCCUAUCUGAAUUCUAUCAACAGCCGAGUCAAGCCCAACAGCGACAACUAUGUCCGCGAAAGGCAACACAUUUCUCCUUUCAACUACAUUUGGGCUAUUGCCCAGAACAUAAGGGCGAUAGAACUAGCACAGGACAUCAUCGGUCAAGAUGCCAAAGACCUGCAGCCUGUCCACGAUCUAAUGGAAAAACACAUCGAAGAUUUUGUGAUGAUGAGUCCGGAUAAUAACUCCUUUGGCUGGGACAUUGCGUAUGAAAGAGUCACAGGCCGACAGCCCAGCUGGAAACAGCAUUUGCCUGCUGCGCCCCGCUUUAGGAACGAUGUAGAGGAUAACUAG